Entamoeba dispar SAW760 is the source of this 1335-nucleotide messenger RNA. RefSeq names its product Rho/RAC guanine nucleotide exchange factor, putative. NCBI's taxonomy places the organism in Eukaryota, Evosea, Mastigamoebida, Endamoebidae. Gene Ontology annotation, molecular function: guanyl-nucleotide exchange factor activity. The record is from RefSeq and is a predicted model, not a curated record. The coding region runs from base 1 to 1335 and encodes 444 amino acids. The transcript has a single exon.
AUGAACCUUCUCGUUAGACAUUCAGAAGACCCUAUGUAUAUUCCUGGGGAAGACAAAAUUAAUGAGUCAAUAAAAAAAGAAAAAAAACAAGGAAUUAAAAAAAUAUAUUCAUUUGGUGAUCAUAUACCUGAAGUAUAUGAAAGUAAUUCUCAGACAAUGAAAAAAACCUUAAAAUCAUUACAUCCUUCUAGAGCAACUAGUGGAGUUAAUUUUGUUACAAGAGAAGUUAAUGGUGAAGUUAAACGAGUGAGUGAAUUAACAAAUACAUUAUACAGAAGAUUAGCACCAAUAAAUGAAUUAAUUGAUACAGAAAAAUCAUACAUUGAAAACCUUGCAGAAUUAAUUAAUAAUUAUAUGAUUCCUUUACAAAAAAAUGGAUUAAUUACAGAAAAACAGUAUAAAACUAUCUUUUGGGAAGUUCUUCCAAUUUAUCAUAUUAAUUGCAUUUUUUUACAUCGAUUUGAACGGUACUAUGGUUCUAUUAAUGUUAUUGAACGUACAGAAGAAGAAGACAGAUUUGGAAGGUUUUGUCUUUGGUUUUCAUAUGUUUGUGAUUUUUUAAUGAUAUAUGAAAAUUAUAUCUAUAAUCUUCCUUUGGCUCAAAAAGUAAUUAAAGAAGAACGACUCAAAAAUAAAGCAUUUGAUAUGUUUCUUUAUAAUAAUAGACAAAAAUCAGAACGGCAUUAUGACAUUUCUUCAUUAAUGAUUGCACCACAACAAAGAAUACCUCGAUAUAAUUCACUUUUUCAGGAUAUGAUUAAAAGAACACCAUUAGUUAGUAAUAACUUAUUUAUUGUUCAACACAUAGUUGAUAAGAUCACUCGUAUGACAAAUAAAAUUAAUAGACUUAUUGGUGAACGAGAAGAUAUGAGUGCAUUAAGGGAAUUACUAAAUAAUGUAGAAGGACUAAAUGAUGCUGCUAUGGGAAAUUUUAUUAUUCAAGGGAGACUCCUUGAAAAAUCAUUUAACGUACAUUAUUGGAGCAAUACUAAAACAAUAGUAAAAAGAAUAUGUUAUUUAUUUAAUGAUUCUAUUCUCUUUGUACGUGAAAGAGGAAAAAAGAAAAUUUGUGAUGUUUUUCUUGAGUAUAGACAUUGUGAAUUACUUGAUGAAAUAAGUGUUCUUCGUGAAAUGAAUCAUAACAUAGAUAAUCUUAAUUAUAUCACACGAACAAAACUUAAUUGUAAAUCUAAAAUAGCUAUUAUUCUUCAUGGAAUUAUUAUUAAUGAACGUAUUAAAGAAGAUCGAGCAAUAGUAUUUUGGUUAAAUAAUCCAAAUGAAACAGCUAAAGUAAAAUACACAUUAGUUCAAACUAUUGAAAAAUAUCUCCCAUAA